Molecule: messenger RNA, 2958 nt
Organism: Pecten maximus
Lineage: Eukaryota; Metazoa; Mollusca; Bivalvia; Pectinida; Pectinidae
Product: PR domain zinc finger protein 14-like
Exons: 10
Coding region: 31-1500 (489 amino acids)
Biological process (GO): regulation of transcription by RNA polymerase II
Cellular component (GO): nucleus
Molecular function (GO): protein binding; RNA polymerase II transcription regulatory region sequence-specific DNA binding
Source: RefSeq, a predicted model, not a curated record
ACCAGCAGUCGGCGAGGAACACACAGAACAAUGGACGUGUCAACUUUACAGCCCAACUUUUACCCCUCUAUAGAACAGAUCACUGACUUUCAAAAUGCUUUUUUCCAGUCUCCAAUGGGACACAUGAGUAUGGAGUGUGUUCCUCAGUUUCGUCAGCCAGUUAUGAACUGUAAAGCUCUGACAGACAUUUCUAAUAGAAUAUACCCUUCCACCUCGACUCAGCAACGCCCUCCCGCCUUCUACUUCACACAGGAAGACCUAGACUUCGUGUUGUUUGGUUACUACCCAAUCAAUACAUGUAACGGGACUCCCGCACACGCCCUCAGUGGACUGAAAGUGGGUGAAAUAAGUCACGGCAUUGAACGAAUCCUUUCCCAAAACAACGGCAUGGCUUCCCCUUUUCCAGUGAGCACGUGGAAAUUGUCGCGCACAGACCCUCCACCACAUGAUCUCCCAGAAGAGCUGUGUAUUUGCCCAACGACUUUUGCCGGUAUCAUCCACUACGGUGUAUUUUCUCGCCGUGACGUUCUCGUUAAAGGUACGAGAUUCGGACCUUUCAAAGGCAAGGUCGUUAAUACCAGCGAGAUCAAAUCUUUUGAUGACAACAGCUACAUGUGGGAGAUCUUUAAAGGAGGAAAACUGAGUCAUUUCAUUGACGGCCGAGGAGCUACGGGUAACUGGAUGUCGUACGUCAACUGUGCCCGCCACACGGCAGAGCAGAAUGUGAUCGUAGUGCAAGAAAACGACUGUAUAUAUUAUGAAGUAUAUAAAGACAUUCCGAUGGGUUCCGAAAUGCUGGUUUGGUACAGUGAUGUAUACGUACAGUUUAUGGGGAUACCAGUUACAAUGAAAGAGUCCAUAGAGGUCCAGAAUGCAGCGAAAGGAGAAAAGGAUGCUGCGGAAGGAUAUCAGUGUGAACGUUGUGGGAAGGUGUUUGCUUACAAAUACUACAGAGACAAACAUUUGAAGUAUACGAAAUGUGUGGACCAAGGGAACCGCAAAUACCCAUGCCAUCUGUGUACAAGGUCCUUUGAGAAGAGAGACCGUUUACGGAUCCAUAUCUUACACGUCCACGAAAAACAUCGGCCACACAAAUGUAGUGUAUGUGGUAAAAGUUUCAGUCAAAGCUCCAGUCUUAACAAACAUAUGAGGGUCCACAGUGGAGAGCGUCCUUAUAAAUGUGUGUAUUGUAGUAAGUCCUUUACAGCCAGUAGUAUACUGAGGACACACAUACGACAACAUUCAGGAGAGCGACCAUUCAAGUGUAAAUUUUGUGGAAAGGCAUUUGCAUCUCAUGCAGCACACGACAGUCAUGUGAGACGUACGCACGUGAAAGAGAAAGCAAACUCGUGCAAGCUAUGUAAUUUAGAAUUCAGUAGUCCCUAUGAACUGAAAAUACAUACCAAAUCGAAACACGACAAUAUAUUGCCUAGUCUUUGGGGAGUACAGGAUUCACAUCCUCCAGUCUCGGGAUCAAGUCUUCACCAUCUACAAGCUUGACAACACUCACGAUACUGAUACGCAAGUUGACUUUUGGAAUCAAGCUUCCGACAAAAGCCUCGACAACACUUAGACUAUUGUUGGAAUGAUCUAUUCUUCAUUUCUUUGGCACGUUUCUAUUUCUUAAAACAUUAGUGCUGAACUGAAAUUGUCAAACAAUUCAAUAAUACGAUGGACCUUCAUCGUCACUUCAUCUGUAAACGAUAUAUGUGUGAUAUCUAGAGUUGUAACGUGAUAUUUUAUUAUGAUACAUUUAUAUAUAUAGCGUUACGAGAUUUCAUCACGAUAUAUUUAAUAUUGAUAUAUACAACAAUGGAAUAUCAUUCUCAAAUAAUGAUAAAACAUCACAAACUAGCUACCAUACGUUAAACCGCAAUAGGUCUGUAAUGCUACAUGAUCAAGUCAUGAUAUGUACAUCGCACCAAAUGAUUCCAUCAAAAAUAUAUUCAUCACAUGACAUCAAUAUCACCAAAUGCCCAUGAUCUCGUGCGAAACUUUCAUGAUAUUGUCACCAAAACAAAUAUUAUAACAAUGUAUCACGAACCAGAUUAACGAUAUGUUGAUCAAACGGCUUGAUGAUAUAUACCAUUACUUUCUGAUAUGAAAGCUACCAUAUCAAUGCUAAACAAAAACAUCCGAAUAAAAACAAUACCUAUUACUUGUUCGUUCAUUAGCACACCUGCUAGUGCAUUAUCACACCCUUGUUCCGAAAUGCAUUCUUUUCAACUUUAAUUAACUAAAUGAAACACUGUUUACAAAUAUUAAGAAAAGUAACAACUCCAAAAAGCCCCUGUUUCAAAUAACAUUGUCCUGUGCUGUUACAAUAUAUAGCACAAUGUCUGUCAUAGGAUUGAUAAGUUAGUGGUGUAAUACUACUGACCAUACAAAUGUUAGGUUUCCUUAAAAAAGACUUUUUUUCAAGGUAGUUUGUUUCGUGUUAUACAUUUGUACUGCCAUGUUUCUAAACGUGAACUCUUAUAUCCCUUUGAAAAUCCCUUGACAAUACGGCUAUAACUAGCUAAAGCAGAAGCAUUGAUCUCUACGACAAUUACUUUGUCCCUAAUUUUAUUGAUAAACUUGUAUAAUUUCUAUCUACAUCAAACACAUUUCACGAUUGUGAUUUUUGUUAAUUUAGUACGAUAAGAUCUUAGUAAGGAAUUUUGUGUAGAAUACUUACAGACUAUUGAAUAACACGUAGAGUACCGUGCAAUUUUUACUUAAUAACAUAUGAUCCCUGUACUUUAAAUUUGUACUUAUCAAUAUUAAGUAUUCAUUCAUCACUGGUAAUAGCUACACCAUUGGUUUAUUUUGGUUUUAUAUUAAGACACUGUGCAUAAACUGUAUAUUUGUUGUAAUAUAUACUUAUAAGUACGGCUGUGUUAUGAUAACAUUUUGUUGAUAAUGUUUGUGUUGAUGUACAAAAUCUGUAUAUUUAAUAAAAACAAAGUAUAUACCGUA